This is a messenger RNA of Myotis daubentonii (Daubenton's bat), 2060 nucleotides long. RefSeq names its product plasmalemma vesicle associated protein (gene PLVAP). The record is from RefSeq and is a predicted model, not a curated record. Gene Ontology annotation, biological process: regulation of vascular permeability; positive regulation of cellular extravasation. Lineage: Eukaryota; Metazoa; Chordata; Mammalia; Chiroptera; Vespertilionidae.
CUCCCCCUGUGGGCGGCUGGGUCCAGAAGGGGCAAGCCACCACCCAGAACAGACCAGCCAGCGGAGCAGCACCAGUGCACCCGGCGGGCAGGCGGGCGGGCGGCAACCGGGGAGGAGAUGGGCCUGGCCAUGGAGCACGGAGGGGCCUAUACUCGGGCAGGGCGCAGCUCUCGGGGCUGCUGGUAUUACCUGCGCUACUUCUUCCUCUUCGUCUCACUCAUCCAGUUCCUCAUCAUCCUGGGCCUGGUCCUCUUCAUGGUCUAUGGCAACGUGCACGAGAGCACCGAGUCCAACCUACAGGCCACCAAGCACCGGGCUGAGAGCCUGCACAACCAGCUCCAGGGGCUCUCGGGAAGCCACAUCAACCUGACCAAGGAGCUCAACCUCACCGCCCGCGCCAGGGAUAGCAUCAUGCAGAUGCUGCUGGUUGCCCGCCGAGACGUGGACCGGAUCAAUGCCAGCUUCCGCCAGUGCCUGGCCGACCGGAAUGUCUACAUGAACAACCAGAAGUACAUGGCCGCCAUUAUCCUGAGCGAGAAACAAUGCCAAGAACAGCUCAAGGAGACUAACAACAGCUGCAACGCCCUGCUCCUCGAGCUGAACCAGAAGACCAAGAUGCUAGAGGUGGAGCUGGCCAAGGAGAAGGCCGUGUGCGCCAAGGACAAGGAGGGUCUGGGGCUGAGCAAGCGGAUAGUGGAGGAGCAACUGGCCGAAUGCGGCAAGGCCCAGGAGCAGCAGCGGCAGGAGCGACAGCUGGCCGAGAGUCAUCUGCAGAAGGUGCAGUCCCUCUGCGUCCCACUGGACAAGGACAAGUUGGCGGUGGACCUGCGCAACCUCUGGAGGGACUCCAUCAUCCCGCGCACCCUCGACGCACUAAGCUACAGCCCAUACCAUACCAUCGGCUCCGACCUGGUCUCCAUCCGGACCAGAUGCGACCAGAUGCCUAACAUCAUGGGCACCAAGGUGGAGGAGCUGGCCCAGAGCCUGCGGUCUGGCAUCCAGCGUGUGGCCCAAGAGAACGCAGACCUCCAGCGCCAGAAGCUGGAGGUGGAGCAGGCCCUGCGGGCCAGUCAGGAAGCCAAGGAGAAGAUGGCGAAGGAGGCCCAGGCCAGGGAGGCCAAGCUACAGGCCGAGUGUGCCAGGCAGACCCAGCUAGCGCUGGAGGAGAAGGCAGCGCUGCGGAAGGAGCGAGACAACCAGGCCAAGGAGCUGGAGGAGAAGAAGCGGGAGGCCGAGCACCUCAAGAUACAGCUGUCGGUCAGCAACUCCGCGCUGGACACCUGCAUCAAGGCCAAGUCGCUGCCGAUGUCUAUGCCAAGACCUGUUGCUCCUGCCCCCAACCCCCAGCCUAUCGACCCAGCCAGCCUGGAGGAAUUCAAGAAGAGGGUCCUGGAGUCCCAGUGGCCCCCUGCAAGCAACGCCGUCGCAUCCAGUGGCUGAGAAGGCUCCGGGAAGAGGACCGAAGGCUGGUCCCGACUUGCCGGUCUGCAGACCUGUGGCAGCGAGACACCCACCGCGUGGGACACAGUCAGGCGACCUCCGUGCAAACACACCACAGUGGGCACCCUUGGCCCGCACCCUAUGCACAUCCCACCCAGGGCCCCUAAUACUCUCACAGGCCCACAACCGCACAACACAACCCUCCAACCACAGACAUGGUGAUGAUGUCGUACAGACACGGUGACCUUACCCAGACACUCCUGCCAAACCCUUCCCCGCGAUCACACCCCUCGACACACAGGCCAAGGCACCCACAGCACCCCUCACAGCGCUUCCCGUGCCCCUGCCACUCACCCGAUGCCUUAUCUCCCCCACGCUUCCUCACCGCAGGCCUUCAGGCCUGGGACGUGAGAACAGGAAGCAUCACCUCCAUCCGUGGGAGUUUCCGGGCCCUCCUCGCAUGCCAGGCAGCAUCUGGUCCGAGGGCAAACAUAGCCCACAGGCCUCCUCCUAGCUGGCAAGGGCACUGCUCUGUCACUCCCUCUCCCCCAGACCCGGCCCCGCCUGUGGUCCCUCUGCAAUGUUAGUGGCACCCAAUAAACCUUAGCAAUCCCUUCAAA